Megalobrama amblycephala (Wuchang bream) is the source of this 2076-nucleotide messenger RNA. RefSeq lists its product as uncharacterized. The transcript is spliced from 2 exons. NCBI's taxonomy places the organism in Eukaryota, Metazoa, Chordata, Actinopteri, Cypriniformes, Xenocyprididae. Gene Ontology annotation, molecular function: nucleic acid binding; hydrolase activity; metal ion binding. The record is from RefSeq and is a predicted model, not a curated record. The coding region runs from base 70 to 1869 and encodes 599 amino acids.
AACAUCAGACUGGGUAUUUAAAGCAGCUUUGUUUCUGGUGUCUCAUUAACACAAGUCCAGCUUCAAGCCAUGUUUGUUCUGGGUCUGCUCACCUGUAUUGUGCUGAGAGCAUUCAGUGCUCAGGCAAAAGUGGUCAGGACCUUUGAUGAGUGCAAACAGUUUUUCUACAAAGAGACAGCACCAAGAGGGAUGGAUCAGAAUACCAAGAUAAUCUGUCAGAUGUACGAACAAGGAGGCUCUUAUUACGCUACACUAUACUACUCAGACCAUCACAGGAUUCCUCUCUACAGUGCCUACACAUUUGACAGUUCAUGCUCAAGUGCCACUGGGAGGACAGACGACUGGCACAUCGAGCCUCAGAUUUCCCAACCUCGAUCCCAAAUUGACCAUAUGGUCCUUGAGAAGGAUUCUAAUAAAGACAUUAUUAAAAGAAAUCAAGCCAUCAGCAAAGACUACACCGACACCGGAUAUGAUCGUGGACACCUGAACCCCAACAGCUUCCAAUGCAAUGAAGGCCGUUUGGCAACAUUCACACUGACCAAUGCAGCACCUAUGGAUGCGUGUUUCAACCGUGUCCACUGGAAGAACUGGGAGACCACUUUGAGGAGUUUUUUAAAACCUAUGCUUGUUAAUCAUGAUGCUACAGCCUACAUUGUCACUGGUACGGUACCUGAUGCGAAUCUACGAAUACCACAAAGGGGAAUCUCUGAAGAACCUGAAAGGGUGACGGUGCCCUCUCACAUCUGGACGGCUGUCUGUUAUAAGCACCCUGAUGACAGAAAGUCUUUCUCCUUCGGCUAUAUGGGGAAAAACCAGCCGGAAGGUGACAUAAGUCUGAUGACCAUCUCAAACCUGAAUAAUCGACUUGGUGAACUCUAUAGUGAGCAGUCAAAAACGUAUCGGUUAAUUAAGAUUUUUGAUGGUGAUUGUUUUGGUGACAGUAAUAAAUUAAUCAUGGUCCAGAACGCAUUUCAGAAAUUAAUUAAUCUAGCCGUGUACCGAGGGGUCCAAAUGAGCUCAGGCAUACAAACUAUGUAUCGCGCAGUGAAAAGGACCGUCAGCAGUGACAGCAUACCUGAAAAGAAAGUCAAGGUGAGUGAGAUGACAGUAAAAUUAGCUUUUGACAGCAUGAGCACUUACUACACUGUAGUAGAGGAUCUGAAGGCUUUUGCUGGAAGUGCUUGCCUUAUAACUCAUGCAAAGCCACUGUUAAGGAAAAUUGUGCAUGAUGAGCUCAGAAAAAGGGAGGUAUCUGAGGGGAGAGAUGCUGUCGAAUGCCUGCUGGUCCCAGAGAAGCAGAAGACUGCAGCUGAUGGAUCGCCCUGCACGAGUGUCACUGAGUUUAUUUACAGCUGCCAAUGCAAAUCAGGAAGUCAAACUAAGCCCUGUUGCUCAUCUCCCUGCCUGUACCAGGACAAUCUCAAUUCCUACAGGUGUUACUCAGGCCAGACGCAGAUAGAGUGCUCACCCCGGUACUCAGUUGUCACGGCUUAUGGAGAAAGAUGCUUGGAUGAUCACCCCUGCGGCACAUACGGCAAAGACUACUACUGGUGCUGGACCAAUUAUGAUCUACUUUAUGGCUUCAAGUGGGAUUACUGCAGCCCUCCUCUGUGGAGAAGUAAGGCUAAAAAUGGGAAGUACUGCCGCAGCAACCAUGCCUGUGCCUACUAUGGUUCAGAUUAUAGGUGGUGCUACACGGAUGAUAAAAACAAUUACGAUCAAUGCUGUAUUUCUGAUGACUGCUUCUCCACUGUGACUGAUAAAACAUGCAGGUCUGAUCACUCAUGUGGCUACCAUGGCGAAACAUACCUGUGGUGCUAUACAGAUUAUAAAAACAACUAUGAUUAUUGUUGCAAAAAUUGUAACUAGUUUACAAAGUUUAUUACAAUUUUUUCUAACACAGAACUUUCUAAAGUUGAUUGUGAUUGUAAUUGGAGCCCUUACUAACCUAGAAACUCUUUCUAACAUUAAAAAAAGACUCCUAUGUGCUUUUGAAAUUAACAGCAGCCUUAAAUGUAUUUUCAUGCUAAUUUGUAUGCAAAAAAAAAAAUCUCAAUAAAAAAACAUAUGAAUCUA